Molecule: messenger RNA, 3379 nt
Organism: Engraulis encrasicolus (European anchovy)
Lineage: Eukaryota; Metazoa; Chordata; Actinopteri; Clupeiformes; Engraulidae
Gene: ccdc191
Product: coiled-coil domain containing 191
Exons: 19
Coding region: 216-3359 (1047 amino acids)
Source: RefSeq, a predicted model, not a curated record
UGGGAUUUGUGGUUUACUGAUGGGGAAAAUGAGUUGUACAUUUGAAGGAGUAACUACAAUACCCAGAGUUCCUUUCAUUCGACAGGGUCUUCCCCAAAGUUUUUCGGGGGAAAGGACAACAAAUGGACUCUAGGAGAAUAAUCUAAUGAUUAUUUCAAGAAAGCUAUUUGUUACAUUACGUAUCCUUAACAUUGCAAUUUCAGAUUUCGUUCAUAAUGAAAGAUGGACAGAGACCUGAGCUUUUUCGAUGGAAAAGACUGACUGAAAGCAAAAGGCCAUCACCCUUGAAGACACCGCCUGAUAGCCAUGAUAUACAGCAAUGGAUAAAGAGAGUGGAGAAGGCCUCAGAGUUUGCUGUUUCCGAAGUUUUCCCCAGCAAGAGAUCUCACCCUGGCAUGGGCAGCCAAGCCGUGGCCUUGCAGACCGUAGAUCAGCUGCAGGACCACGAUGAUGCUUACAGUGAAGCCCAGGCGAUCCUGUGUGAGUGGAUGGGCAGCAAGUUACGUAUGGAGCUGGAGAUGGAUGAGGAAGAUGAAGAGGAGGUGGAGGAAGAGGAGGAGGCUGAUAUCAGAUCCAGCAGAAGAGAGAGGAGAGGGAGGAGAGGGGUCUCUGCCUCCAGACCAGCAGGCCAUUCAUCUGCAACACAGUAUACAAGUUUCAACGACAUGUUUACAUCGCUGGAGCAGGAAGAGGAGAGCUGCGUGGUGGACAACUUCCUGCGUGAUCUGAUGCAGCAGGAGGUGCUGCCUCCUGGUGGCUUGGAGGCUCUCAGCCUGGAUGACUCGCUCUGUGGAGGAGCAGGAGGAGGAGGAGGCAGGAUGAGGAGACGCGACCCGGCUCUCACCAUGGAGGUACGACACCAACAGGUAAAGGAGAACCGGCGCAGGAGAGACGUGCAGCGGGAGAAGGAGCGGCAGGAGAGGGAAGAGAAGAUGGAGGCGCGCAAGGAGGCCCAGAGGAGGGUGAAGGAGGAGGAGAGGAGGCGCCAUCUACAGGAGAGGAGGGAAGAGGAGCAGCUGCAGCAGGAGGUGGUCAGGUUGAGGCGUGAGAUGGAGGAGAGGAGAGCAACAGAGCAGCUGGCCCGUAGGAGGGAUCGUGAUCGUCUAGACGGGGAAGUCAAGCAAAGAGCAGCAGCAGCAGCACCCGAGUCCAUUAAAUCAGCAGCUGCCUCCACCACUGCAGCGCCACUCAACUCCCAGUGGCAGAAACACACACACACACAGCUAUUACUGCAGCAACGCGUUCACGCCAGACUACACAUGCACAACCUACAAUGUGUCCAGAAGCACUUCUCGGCUUGGGUGACGUUGGUGAUGUCACGGCGUAUGUGUCAUGGCAAGGCGGCGGCGCUCUGUGAUUGGAGGAUUAAACUACGGGCCUGGAGGGCGUGGCGAGCCCUGGUCUGGACCAAUAGGAAACAGAGGGAGGCAGAGCAAACUCAGCAGGACCUGCGAUUGGACAACAGGCGUCAGCAACUGGCUGCAGAGGGGGACCGGCGGAGGCUUCUGAGGCGAAGCCUGAAUGAUUGGCGUGUGUGGUGUCGAAUGGAGCGCGAGGGACGGGAGCUGCUGCAGCAACAGGAGGAAACCAAGCGCAAGAUGGCCGCCCUGCUCACCAGCGCCGCCUCUGGCAGACUCAGGACACUACAACCUGAUCAGCCAAUCGCAGACAAGCAUGAGAGGGACAGUAAAUUAGAAGACACGGAUGCCCAGGCUGCCAGUCUGUGUGGCAUCAGCACUGCUCUGCCUGACACAGUGCCCACCCCUGCCACCGUUGCUGGCAAAGGUGCCCGUGGUGAUGGUCCCUCUGGUAUUGUUGCCCAUGGUAUUGGUAUCAGCGGAAACGGUGCCAGUGGCGAUGCCCAGGGUGUUGGUGACCCCGGGGGUUCCGUUGGCAAUGCCAGUGGCGAUGGCACCCAUGGAGAUGGCACCCGUGGCGUUACUUCAGGCAUUGGUGCCCGUGGCGUGUGCCCCCCACGGCAGGCAUGGCAGGUGACCCGGCAGCACGUUGACCUCAGUGUGGCCCAGCUUCAGCAGCUGGCCAAGAGGGACCCACAGCAGCAGCAGAGCCACCAGCUCAACUCUGCCCCCUGUGCUACUGGAGCGCAACUGCAACUGCAGCAUCAGAAGAGGCCGCUCAGUGGCGCCCCGUGUGGCGGUGGGAGCGAACGCUUCGAGCACAGGCACGUGGCACAGCGGCAGGUGAUCUGGGAGCAGAGGAGGCGCCUGAGGGAGCAGGAGGAGGAGAUCAGGAGACUGCAGGAGGAGCAGAGCAUGAGGAGGCUACAGGAGCAGGCAGCUGAAAUGGACACACACAUCAACACACUCCACAAGGAGACCGCCACUAACAUGGGCACGCAUGUCAACACACUCAACAAGGUCCCCAGCCGGAGCACUAGCGGCCCUGUAACACAACCCAGAGCCCAGGCCAUGGAUAUAAGCAGGCCGGAGGGCGUCUCAAGGGAAUCCAAUACUCUCAACACAACAGCACCACCAGCAGCCGGACACACACGCAGGAAACACACACACCCACACCCGGUGGUGCAAGCCAUGGAGGAGAGGGCCAGAGAGCGAGCGGAACGCAGGAAGGAGGUGGAGGAGAGGAAGCGAGAGAAGGAGGAGAAGAGACUGGCGGAGGUGAGAGCAGCACAGGAGGAGAGAGAGAGGAGAGAGGAGGAGGAGAAGAGAGAAGCGGCCGAGAAGAAACGAGAGGAACGCAGAAGGCAGAAGGAGCGUGAGCUUGAGAGACAGCGUAGGCAGGAGAGAGAGGAGAGGCUGGUGUGUGUGGCUAAAGAGCAUUACCGCAGGAGCCUGCUGCAGAACAGGGGACUCACACCAUGGAAACGACUUCUGGAACACACACACGCCAAUGCACAGGUGGCUGGUGAGCAUCAUGAUCGUUGGCUGUUGAGGAGCAACUUCAUGUUUUGGAACUCUGCUGCUAAGCAACGACAGGAGCAUCGCCACGCCCUAGCAACGCACCAUCAUCAACAUACACUGCUGAAGCGAUGCAUCAGGAACUGGACACGGCUGAAGGACUGCCGGGUGUUCCUGGAGGAGAGGGCGGAGAGGUUCCGGCGCGAGUGUGUGUUGAGACGAGCGUUUGGAGCUCUACUAGAUCACACCACAGAGGAGACGCUCAGGGGCUGGGACAACAUGCAGCUGGCCAUGGAACACGACCACAGGCGUGUGGUGCGCGUGUGUUUUGCUGUCUGGCGUCGUUUCCCGGAGCUCCAGCGUGUGGAGCGGGAGAGGGAGGUUCGCCGGGAGCAGCUCCGACGGAGAGUAGCCGAGAUCCUGCCGGACUUCCACCCAGCCCCCCGGGAGACCCUCUGGAGCCCCACACCACCUACACUAUAAACACACACACACACACACAC